This is a messenger RNA of Cucurbita maxima (winter squash), 1523 nucleotides long. Its product is annotated as F-box protein At4g00755-like. Lineage: Eukaryota; Viridiplantae; Streptophyta; Magnoliopsida; Cucurbitales; Cucurbitaceae. The coding region runs from base 168 to 1283 and encodes 371 amino acids. Gene Ontology annotation, molecular function: protein binding. The record is from RefSeq and is a predicted model, not a curated record. The transcript has 6 exons.
CGCUGUCCUUCGAACUGCUUUCCAAUUUUACUCUCUCGUUCUCUCAUCCUUUUCAUGAUCAUCUAUUUCUUAAGCUUAUCUUCCUCCCACCAAAUCUCUUUCGCUCUGAUUCUUCUCCAACGCUUUCUUUUUGGCGACCCUUUUGGUCUCCGAUCAAAUUGCCAAUAAUGGAUUUCUUGGAUUUGCUUGAACCCGACAUGUCGAGAAAGAUUCUGAUGUGCUUGGAUGAUAUUUCUGAUAUCGUUCGUGCGAGUGCCGUCUCACGAUGUUGGCAACAUUUGGUGAUAGAAAAUGGUCUAUCAAAGCAGCUCUGCCUUAGAUCAUUCCCUCCUUUGUCUAGAGUAGCUUCAAUCGUUGAAGUGAACGACUCGGAAGCGAAUGGGCACAUAGAAGUAGCAUGUAGUAGUUCAAGAGAUUCCAAAUCCGUGCUGAGGGAUCACAAAGUUUAUGCUUAUUUUGCCCAUGCGGCUACAUCGUUUCUUAUGAGAAGUUGCAUUUUAGAGGCACUUAUUGCUUCCAGCACUGAUAAUGAACCCGAGGAAACCAUCAACAACACGUUGGAACCAAGAGACGUGGUUGCAAGGAGAGCUUUAUAUUGGUCGAGUAAGGGACAAUUUAAACCUGAUGUGCCCGAGACACUGAUAUACAGAUUAGUCUCCAAUUUAUGCGUCGUAACUGAAAUUAACAUACGACCUUUUCAAGCAUUUUUUCAGCCAGGUUCACCUAUAUACUCAGCUAAAGCUGUGCGUUUCCGAUUUGGUCAUUUAAACCGUGUCAUGAAUCCUAGAAGCGAUCUGAUUGGGGAGUCACACUGGGGAUCUGGAAACGAUACGUUUGUAUGGACCUACACUUCUCCAGAAUUUCCAAUGGCUCAGGAGAAUUACUUGCAGAAGUUCAUACUCCCUGAACCUGUUCUUUGCGUAGGAGGCAUUUUACAAAUUGAGCUGCUUGGCAGGGUACAAAGACAAGAAACAGAUGCUUUGUUUUACAUAUGUGUUUCUCAUGUUAAAGUUAUCGGACGGCCAUUAUCGCCUUCAUUUGACAUCGAAAUCCUCGAACCCUCAGGGGAGUUUCUUUUGAAAUGUAAUUAUCAGGCAAAGACAACUUGUAACCAAUUGAUUAUGCUCGAGAAUGAGCCACGCACGAUCCUUCCCACGUAUUUGGAGAGACGUGUCGUUGAAUUGCGACAGAUUGUGAACAUGCUUCGGGGAAAUGUAGUCCAAGGUGAGUAUUAUGCAUGGGGUGAGGAAGAAGAUGAAUCAGAUGAAGACUUUGUUGCCUAAAUUAAUCACCUUGUCCCAAGAACAAAAGAAGAGGAAGAUGAAUGUGAAAAGAACAGCCUUUUUUAUUGUGCUAAAUAAUCUGUACAAGAUUGCUGGCUCUCGUGUAGAUGAAUGUGAACAGAACAGCUUUUUUAUUGCUUCAUGUUGGAUGUAGUUAAAAAAUGUUAGUAGUAAUACCACUAUAGUGCAACAAUAUUUUUCAUCUCUCUUGGAUUCUGAAUGCAUUUGUAGCUGUUUAAA